AUGUCCAAACCUUCAGACCACAUCAAGCGACCCAUGAACGCCUUCAUGGUAUGGUCCCGAGGCCAGAGGCGCAAGAUGGCCCAGGAAAACCCCAAGAUGCACAACUCAGAGAUCAGCAAACGCCUAGGCGCCGAAUGGAAGCUUCUGUCCGAGGCAGAGAAGAGGCCGUACAUCGACGAGGCCAAGAGGCUACGCGCCCAGCACAUGAAGGAACACCCUGACUACAAGUACCGGCCGCGGCGCAAGCCCAAGAACCUGCUUAAGAAGGACAGGUAUGUCUUCCCCCUGCCCUACCUGGGCGACACGGACCCGCUCAAGGCGGCCGGCCUGCCCGUGGGGGCCUCCGACGGCCUCCUGAGCGCGCCCGAGAAAGCCCGGGCCUUCUUGCCGCCAGCCUCGGCGCCCUACUCCCUGCUGGACCCCGCGCAGUUUAGCUCAAGCGCCAUCCAGAAGAUGGGUGAAGUGCCCCACACCUUGGCCACCGGCGCACUGCCCUACGCGUCCACCCUGGGCUACCAGAACGGCGCCUUCGGCAGCCUCAGCUGCCCCAGCCAACACACGCACACGCACCCGUCCCCCACCAAUCCGGGCUACGUGGUGCCCUGUAACUGUACCGCCUGGUCUGCCUCCACCCUGCAGCCCCCCGUCGCCUACAUCCUCUUCCCGGGCAUGACCAAGACUGGCAUAGACCCUUAUUCGUCAGCCCAUGCCACGGCCAUGUAACCCCCAGCCCAGCCCACCAGACCUGGAGGGUGGCCUGGAAGUGGGGUCUGCACCCUGUCCUCUGCGCCUAGCCCGGGCCUGCAGACGCCUCCGGGUGAGCCGUGCCGCUGCCCGCUACCCUACCCCAGACUCUGCCUC
Molecule: messenger RNA, 861 nt
Organism: Canis lupus familiaris (dog)
Lineage: Eukaryota; Metazoa; Chordata; Mammalia; Carnivora; Canidae
Gene: SOX14
Product: SRY-box transcription factor 14
Exons: 1
Coding region: 1-723 (240 amino acids)
Biological process (GO): negative regulation of transcription by RNA polymerase II; anatomical structure morphogenesis; cell differentiation
Molecular function (GO): RNA polymerase II cis-regulatory region sequence-specific DNA binding; DNA-binding transcription factor activity, RNA polymerase II-specific
Source: RefSeq, a predicted model, not a curated record